UUGUUGAUCCCUUAUACGCCGUCGACCUUGCAGUUAUGAUAAAGUCUUGGAAAACUUCUAAGGAGUUCAAAGGAAAAUUUCUCGUUUUGAUGUUGUCAUAGAACUGAAGAUGAUAGUAAUCAUCUUUUCCAGCCCUUGAUGGGCUUCUAGUGCCAUCUAUAUGCUUUAAAAAUGGGAGCAUGGUAUGUUAUUCUCAUCAGCCACCUACUUCGUUACUUUUGCUCCCCCCAUGGUGAUUCAGGUCGAUAUUUCAUCAGAUCUUACCAAUGAUGACAAAAUCUACAUGUUUCAAUUUCUCGACACUAAUCUGAACUCCAGAAUCCUCUACACGCUAUUGCAUGGCAUCUACACUGGCAUUCUUGCUGUUACCCUGUGGAAUAUAUUCAUUAACAAGUCCUGGCCAAUUCGACGGGCUAUGGUCGCCAUUAUCAUGCUUCUCUAUACUCUGAUUACUAUCAAUUUUGGUGCCAGUUGGUCACUUACACACUCUGCAUUCAUCAAUGAUGGACACAGUUUUUGGACCGUAUAUCUGAAUCUUGUUGUACCAUUCUCGCAGACAUAUAUAUGAUUUGGUGCUGCUGGAUGGUUUGGGGACGAUGCUGGCUUGUUAUUCUCCUUCCAAUGUUUUCCCUGGCUUCCGCAAUCG
Molecule: messenger RNA, 646 nt
Organism: Desarmillaria tabescens
Lineage: Eukaryota; Fungi; Basidiomycota; Agaricomycetes; Agaricales; Physalacriaceae
Exons: 5
Coding region: 185-568 (127 amino acids)
Source: RefSeq, a predicted model, not a curated record